CACCAUCCUCCUCCUCCUCCUCCUCCUCCUCCCUCCGCCCUCCGCAUCCCCGCGCCGCCACCCGCAGCCUCGCCCGGCCGUGCGCGCCCCUGGGUGCCCCCCGAACCCCCCCGGCGCGGAGCCAUGGCCCCCAUCGGACUCAAGGCUGUGGUGGGAGAGAAGAUUAUGCACGAUGUGAUCCGCAAGGUGAAGAAGAAGGGGGAAUGGAAGGUGCUGGUGGUGGACCAGCUGAGCAUGCGCAUGCUCUCGUCCUGCUGCAAGAUGACUGACAUCAUGACAGAGGGCAUCACCAUUGUGGAAGACAUCAACAAGCGCCGGGAGCCGCUGCCCAGCCUGGAGGCCGUGUACCUCAUCACCCCCUCUGAGAAGUCCAUCCACUCCCUCAUCAAUGACUUCAAGGAUCCCCCCACCUCCAAGUACAGAGCUGCCCACGUCUUCUUCACUGACUCCUGUCCUGACGCCCUGUUCAACGAGCUGGUGAAAUCCCGCGCCGCCAAGGUCAUCAAAACCCUGACUGAGAUCAACAUUGCCUUCCUCCCGUCUGAGUCCCAGGUUUAUUCUCUGGAUUCAGCUGACUCCUUCCAGAGCUUUUACAGCCCACACAAGGCCCAGAUGAAGAACCCGAUCCUGGAGCGCCUGGCAGAGCAGAUUGCCACGCUCUGUGCCACCCUGAAGGAGUACCCAGCCGUGCGGUACCGCGGGGAUUACAAGGACAAUGCCAUGCUGGCACAGCUGAUCCAGGACAAGCUGGAUGCCUACAAGGCUGAUGACCCCACCAUGGGUGAGGGUCCGGACAAGGCUCGCUCCCAGCUGCUCAUCCUGGACCGUGGCUUUGACCCCGCGUCGCCGGUGCUGCACGAGCUCACCUUCCAGGCCAUGAGCUACGACCUGCUGCCCAUCGAGAACGACGUCUACAAGUACGAGACCAGUGGCAUUGGUGAGGCCCGGAUCAAGGAGGUUCUGCUGGAUGAGGAUGACGACCUGUGGGUCACCCUGCGCCACAAACACAUCGCCGAGGUGUCCCAGGAGGUGACCCGGUCCCUGAAGGAGUUUUCUUCCAGCAAGAGGAUGAACACGGGUGACAAGACCACCAUGAGGGACCUGUCCCAGAUGCUGAAGAAGAUGCCACAGUACCAGAAGGAGCUCAGCAAGUACUCCACCCACCUGCACCUGGCUGAGGACUGCAUGAAGCACUACCAGGGCACUGUGGACAAGCUGUGCCGAGUUGAGCAGGACCUGGCCAUGGGCACUGAUGCUGAAGGUGAGAAGAUCAAGGACCCCAUGAGGGCCAUUGUCCCCAUCCUGCUGGAUGGCAAUGUCAGCACCUAUGACAAGAUCCGCAUCAUCCUGCUCUACAUCUUCCUGAAGAACGGAAUCACCGAGGAGAACCUGAACAAGCUGAUCCAGCACGCUCAGAUCCCGGCAGAGGACAGCGAGAUCAUCACUAACAUGGCCCACCUCGGGGUGCCCAUCAUCACAGACUCCACGCUGCGCCGCCGGAGCAAGCCGGAACGCAAGGAGCGCAUCAGCGAGCAGACCUACCAGCUGUCCCGGUGGACCCCGGUGAUCAAGGACAUCAUGGAGGAUGCCAUUGAUGACAAGCUGGACACCAAGCACUACCCGUACAUCUCCACCCGCUCCUCCGCCUCCUUCAGCACCACUGCCGUCAGUGCCCGCUACGGCCACUGGCACAAGAACAAGGCCCCCGGCGAGUACCGGAGCGGGCCCCGCCUCAUCAUCUUCAUCCUGGGCGGGGUGAGCAUGAACGAGAUGCGCUGCGCCUACGAGGUGACACAAGCCAGCGGCAAGUGGGAGGUGCUAAUAGGGUCCACGCACAUCCUCACCCCACAGAAACUGCUGGACACGCUGAAGAAACUCAAUAAAACAGAGGAAGAGAGCAGCAGUUAAAAGGAAACGCUGUCACCACUCGAUGCCGACCCAUGUCCCCGCCGGGCGCCCGGCCCCGGGUGCCACCCUGCACCCUGUGGGCCCCAGCUUCUCUCUUGUUCUUGUGUUGAUCCCCUCCUCUCCCCUCCCAGCGCCUCCCCCAUCUCAUUUUAUCCACAGGGAGGGGAUAACAGCCAAAAAAAAAAAUAAUAUAUAUAUAUAUAUAUUAAGAAAAUGGAUGCAUUGUGUUUAAGAGAAAAAGGAAAAAAAAAAAAUCUAUAUAUUUGUAGCUGCAGCUGUGGGAAGCGCCCAGGAGCUCAUUGCUGAGUAACCAUCUGCCCAUUGCUAGUGGUGGGGAAAAUGACAGAAAAACACUUUUUUUUUGGGGAAUGCUCCUCAUUGGGGUCUUGUGUGGACGGGAGGACAGAUGGACGGACACCCCACACCGCUCCAGCUGCUGCUCAGGCGGGCACCAGGCUGGCACCACCAUCUGUCCCAUGGCUUUUGGGGUGGUGGGUGCUCCUGCCAGAUGUGCACAGCAACAUCUGGGUGGGACUUUGCGAGGGGGGUGGUGUGGGAGUGCAGCCAGGACGCUUCACAGCGUGGUAAUUCCCGUGUGAAAAGGGACCAAACCGGUCAAAACUGGGAGCUGGGGCCCGUCUGCUUGCACAGCCCUGCUGCAGCCCUGCCUCCCUCUCUGGGAAUUCCUUCAAAAAUAUAUAUAUAUAUAAAAUAAAAAGCUAUUUUAUAUAUAUAUAUGUGUGCUAUCUCUCCAUGGAUACCUCUCUCUAUCCAUCCAUCGCCAUGGGAGCUUGGUGCCCGUGCCCAGCUCCGCUCGUGUCGUCCCGUGGUGAAGCGUUUCUGAGCGUGCCGUCACCCUGAGACCCCCAAAACCCCUCUGGGCCCUCCCUAAAACUCCUCUGGGCCCUCCCCAAAAUCCCUCUGGGGCCCCCCAAACUCCCAAGGCCCCUCCCCCAAACCCUCUGGACUCUGUGUAUAUUAAUGACUGUGUCUUGUGACGUUCUUACGAGCUUGGUGUAUAGUGAUUUCCCCAAACCUCUGAUUUUAGUUGGGUUUUUAUUUGACGCCCCUGGAUUGCCCCCCUGUUCCCUUGCCUUUAGAUGCACUGCAAUAUUUUGGGGUCUAUGGUUUUGUUCUCUUCCCCCUGAAGGCUGUGAGCCCCCUUUUCCUACCCUAAAAUUGCUCUUUCUUGCCUCGUUGGUGGUUAGCCCCCCCUUUUCCCUUCCUUUCCCGUCUGCUCCUUGCCCAUAAAGUUAAAUAUAUAUUUUUAGGGCAAAGGCUGUAUCAUUGCACUGAUAUUUGUUGGUUCCCCUUUGGUCUCCCAGCCCGUUUCUGUUCCUCUUUGGUUUAGCAAUGCAAAUGCUUCAGGAUCUUGUAUGUUGGACAUUAUUAUUAUUAUUAUUAUUUUUUCUGUUACAGUUAUUUAUAUAAAAAAUAAUUUAUCAAAAAGGAAAACUUUAAAAAAAAAUUAAUCUAGUCUGUCUUGGAACUUGUUUACCUUGAAAUUACUGGAAUCUAAAUGUUUGAAAGUGUUGAAGCACAAACAUGUAUCAUCUCUGUAUAUCUGUUCUUCUGUACUAAAGCACUCGAGUGACUAAAUAAAAGCGAUCUCCAUCCCUAGUGCAA
This is a messenger RNA of Melospiza georgiana, 3534 nucleotides long. It is a transcript of the gene STXBP1, whose product is annotated as syntaxin binding protein 1. Lineage: Eukaryota; Metazoa; Chordata; Aves; Passeriformes; Passerellidae. Gene Ontology annotation, cellular component: secretory granule; plasma membrane. The coding region runs from base 124 to 1908 and encodes 594 amino acids. Gene Ontology annotation, biological process: neurotransmitter secretion; intracellular protein transport; vesicle-mediated transport. The transcript has 19 exons. Gene Ontology annotation, molecular function: syntaxin binding. The record is from RefSeq and is a predicted model, not a curated record.